Messenger RNA from Neolamprologus brichardi, 5010 nucleotides. RefSeq names its product carbohydrate (N-acetylgalactosamine 4-0) sulfotransferase 8 (gene chst8). Gene Ontology annotation, biological process: carbohydrate biosynthetic process; proteoglycan biosynthetic process. Lineage: Eukaryota; Metazoa; Chordata; Actinopteri; Cichliformes; Cichlidae. The record is from RefSeq and is a predicted model, not a curated record. Gene Ontology annotation, molecular function: sulfotransferase activity. Gene Ontology annotation, cellular component: membrane.
AGCCGAGUCGCAUUUACUAUCGCAGCUCAUAUCGUACAGUUUACAGUUUCAGCGCCAUGUUCCCAUCCUUUGGUAAGAAAAGAAGGGUAAUAAUAACGAUGAGACGCGUAGCUCAUCCAUAUUAGAAGAGUCUUUAAUGAACUCGGAUCGUCAGAGACCCUCCUCCUGCUCCCGGCUCCCUCCGCUCCGCUCCCGUUACCAGACGAUGCGCGCGUGAAAAUUUGCAGCCCCAUCUUUAUCAGUAUCAUCGCCGUGAAGACAAAGAGAAGACCGCAAAUGAAGAUGUGCUGCACUAGCAGGAGAAGCCCCUCUUAAAAUCACCGUUACCGCAGCUGUGCCCGCCCAGAGGCAGACAGAGAACCGGUCCUUGGAGACUCUUUGGGGAUGCGCAAAGAUGUGAGAGUGAAGAGUGAGAUGCAUUAUGAUUGGCCAUACUCAUCCUAAAAGCGUCAGGCAAGGAGAGUGAUGUUUGCUCCAGCAAAAGAGUCGACGAGGUGGCAUCAAACUUGAAGGAGACGUGUUCAGUGUGCACAUUCGAUGCUUUCACGGCAUUAACCGUAAACUUGAAUCAUUUCCCCAAAGAGGCGGACGCGCUUUCCGUGGUGCUGAAACAGAGACUUGGCUGAUCAACUAGUGAACAAGAGGAGGAACCUCUCACUUCGUCACCUGCUUCUGAGCUUCAUUGUAUUGUGGAGCCGUGGCAAGAACUUAUUACAUUAGCAUCUGACUGUGCUGCAUCAUGCUGUGGAUGAAGUGGAAGAUGGUGGUGGACUCCCUGCGUGGACGGAGAAGGAGACUGCCCUGUUCCCUCUGGUUUGUCCUGCUCUUCGCUGCUGGAGGUCUGGUUCUCUUCAUCCACCAGCAGGCUCUGUCAGAGAUGGUCCAGCAACAAGGCCCAGAGAAUGUCACGAACAAGCAGCAACUGAAGGUUACAGCUCUAAAGACCCGGCAGAGCAUCUCAGGCGUGAAGCUUGGAAGUACUCCACGGCAGUCCAGAGAGACACUUUCCACUCGGGACCGCGAGAGAGGCAAAUCGGAUAGUUUCCAGGACCUCCAAGUUACAGAAAACAUCCUGUCCAGCGCGAUCCCUCCAAUGCAGUUCCCACAUUUUGAGAAGAGCAGAAAAACAGCCUCCCCUGGGUCUCAGGAGCAGGACAUAGGCUCCCUUCAUGUCACGAAAAGACAACGCAAACUGCUAAAAACAAGUCCCCCAAUUCGACACACCAAAAAUACCAUUUCCUCAUCUUCCUCAUCCUCAGUCUCAUCCUCAUCUUCAAUUUCCUCUUCCAUUACAUCGGGCUUUUUUUCUCCAGAGAGCUGGCAAAAGCUCUCCGGUAUCCUAGAAGCACGCCAGCAACUGAUGAAGGAAAUCUGUGCUAAGUACAAAAGCAGCAUUUCAAAGACCAUCACACGUCAUCAUGUGAAAAGCAUCUUUGUGGAGGACAAGUACAAGUUGCUAUACUGCCAGGUCCCCAAGGCAGGAUGCUCCAACUGGAAGAGAACCCUGAUGGUGCUGGCGGGUAAGGCCUCCAACACUCAGAGUAUUAAGCAUGACACAGUCCACUACGGGCAGCAUCUCAAGAAGCUUGAUAGCUUUGACCAACAGGGAAUCAUGCACCGUCUGCAAACCUACACCAAAGUCAUAUUUGUCCGUGAGCCCUUGGAGAGAAUGGUGUCAGCUUACCGGGACAAGUUUGAAAAUCCCAACAACUACUACCACUCCCUGUUUGGGAAACCCAUCAUUUCCAAAUACAGGGUGAACCCAUCAAAAGCAGCCCUGAAGACAGGAAAUGGGGUCACAUUUAAAGAAUUUGUCCAAUACCUGCUGGAUGUCCACCGGCCCGUAGGAAUGGACAUCCACUGGGAGCAGGCAAAUCAGCUGUGCAACCCUUGCCUCAUAGAUUACGACUUUAUCGGCAAGUUUGAGAACAUGGAAGAAGAGUCUAACUUUCUCUUGCGAUUGUCUGGGGCACCACCUAACCUCACACUGCCCAGUUUUAAAGACAGGAACCCAAGUGACAAGCGGACCUCUAUGCAGAUCACGGAAAAUUACUUUUCACAGGUUAGCGCUUUGGAGAGACAGCGAGUAUAUGACUUCUACUACAUGGACUAUCUGAUGUUUAACUAUUCUAAGCCUUUUAAAGAUUUAUACUGACUUGAGAAUUACGUGACUGCUUCACGUCACAUUUUCACAGUCACAUUCCACUACAUUUUUACCAUAACUGUAAUUUUACCAUACCAGUCUUUACUCACAUGCUCAAAUAGGUCUUUGCGUCUUAGCAGAGAGAUCAGAGAGACCAAAUUUCACUCAAAAACACUUUAAUUACAUUUUUUAGCAGAUUAUAUUGAUUUGUAGACAGUUUGUGUGCUGUUGUAUUAAAUACUCUAAAUUGUCCUAAAAUGCGAAGUGUUUAUUCACUACUAGCAGAUGGUGAGGUAGAAAUUUAAAACUGUAAACAUUAAGCUUCUAAAAAGAUUUAUUAUUGUUGAACAGGCUUUAAAAAUAUGCCUUACUCUAGGUCAAAUAGCAUUUGUAAAUGUUUGUUUAUGGUUUAAGCACCAAGUUUACCAUAGAUUUCAACCACAUACCUUAUCUUACUUACAACAAUAUUCAUAAAUAUAGUAGCUUGAGUCCUUGGUAUUCUUAAAUUGUUCACAGUCAAACCCUUUCAUGAUUUAAAAUGUUUGCAUUUACUGUUUGACCUAGGGCAAGUUAGGCAUCAAUAUACCUCUAUGUAUCAGUGCAUACUAAUACAGAUAUUUGAUGUGAAUGGCUUUACUAAAUAUAACUAAAUGAAACACUACAAAUACUAUAAAUCUUUAAAUGUGUCAAGUGCUGCCCACUUGGAAGCUGUGUGCGCCUAUUGUAGCAUUUUAUACUUCUAACUUUGUCAUUUUGUGCUUUUGCUUAACACAUACAUGUGCUGUAGGUCCUCCAUCAAUAGGGUGUCUAAAAGCAGGGUAUAAAGUGUUGCUAUGAAUAUCUCUCAAUAUCUAUUAGUGUUGCUGAUUUACCAGUUGAUGGUAUUGGAAAUUAAAAAAAAUAAAAUACAGGCUAAAAACAGAUAAACACUUUUUUCAUAUUACAUAUGACAUUUUUCAGUAAUGUACAAUUUGGACUUUCCAGCAAGAAACAGAUAACAAGUUUGCACAAACUUCUUUAUCUGCCACUUUAACCACCUCAUAAUAUUAUAAAGCAACCCAUCCCCUCUGUAUAUAUCAUAGCUAUUCAAUACCAACAUAUAGGCUUUUUUCUGACUCUACUGUGUAAAAUUGUAUAAUGGGCAUUCAGAUGAAUAUAUAUUUUUCUAUGUAUUUCUAAAAUAUAAAUAUAUAUAUAUAGAUAUAUAUAUUCAGUUCUUCUUGGUGAUGGUUAUUUCCUUUUUGAUGUCAUUUGUUGUUCUUUCAGUAAUAUCAGUGUAGAGUGUUGUGUAACUGAAGAGUUUCUUUCCAAAACAAAAUAUCCACCAGCUGAAAACCAACACGUCUCAAAAAAAUUUGAAAUGACUGCAAACUAUUGAUGCAGCAUUUAAAAAGUGCAAAUAGCUAUGUUUGAGUGAUGAAUUGAUCUUCUUUGGUGCUUUGGAGUUAGGGUAAGAUUUUGUUUAAUAUAAAUGGAUAUGUACAAUUUUGGAAAUUAGCUCUUUGAUUAUUUAUCCCAGAUUCAUUUUGAUGCUCAAUGAGAUAAUAGACCCUGUACAAACGAGCUGCAUUCCACCUAGUUAGCCAUCCAAGCUGAGGACAUUUUUACCCAUAGCAUACCCGUGCUGUGUGUUUAUAUGUGUAGUACUGAACUACCUGUUUAGAUGUUUUUAACACCACUGCACAUCUUUUCAUAAAAAUAUAUACACAAGAAAGCUGCAGCUAUCGUAUCCUUUGUGCAACAUGGCUAAACUACUAUUCCCAACACAAAACCCAACUGGCAAGUCAUGUUGUUCUUUUCUUUCUUUCUUUUUAAUAUGCAACAUGAUGCAGGUCAGACUACAUAUAUAAUGUGCACUAGUUAAAACUGCAAAAGAAAAACCCAAAAAACAGCAGUUUUUAGGUCCUAAGCAAUCAGAUAUUUAAAAAUGUUUUAGACAUUCAGACAUGUUAAAUACAAGACCAGUGGAACAAAAAGUUGUGAGGUUAAUCUGAGUUUUAAAAAAAAAGAAAAACACAGAAAGAUUAAAUAUAAUAAAUGUUGAGUUUAACGUAACGUAAAACCCAGACAAGUAUUCAAAAAAUUUACAUUUAGUUAAAAUCAACUUGGUUUACUGUUUCAUCUUUAAGCUGUGAAAUGGUAAACAUGCCACAAUCAGAAGUGGUUACAAAUGAUGUAUAACACACCAAAAUAAACACCUUGAUUAAAGAAAAAGUCAUUUUAAUGGCAGCAAAGAUGGAUUUGAUUUAUUCGAUUCUCUGAACAACCUAUGGGUAUUCUCCAAUAAAACAGUAGUCACUAUUUAGCUCUGUUAUGUCCUUUGCAGCUCACUGGAAAUUUAUUUUAUGGUAACGAAAGUUGUAUUUGCCUAGAGAAAAGAGGGAAAUCAUAUUAUUCAGAUCUAUACACUAUAAUACUUUUUUAAGACCUUUAAUCAUUUUGGUGAUGGUAACUGUAUGAACUUUUGUCAGUGUAGUGUUGGCUUUUGCAAUGCCAAAAUCUAACCUUUGUUUAGGUUCUGGUCAAAAUCUAUGUAGGUGUAGCCAAUCUUUGGCCAAAACAGCUAAUGCAUUAUGAUGAGUAUUACUUUUGUAAAUACUCUGUCAGUCCCUGCCCCCCUUCUAAAGAAGAUUUCUUGGUUUUGUGGGUAUACGGACAGAUCAAAAGCAUAACUACAGUAACAAGUGAAUGUAUAACAGUUUAUUGUUGGUGCAAAUCUGUAAAAAAAAAAAAAAAAAAAAAAAAGAUUAUCUUAAGCCCUUUGCCUUAUUUUACACUGCCAAUCAAAUGGUGUAUUUCAGGAAGAUAUUUUUCAGGAGGUUAUUUCUGGCUGAUGAGUGUCUGCUAAUAAACUGUCUUUUAGCAUU